Messenger RNA from Sclerotinia borealis F-4128, 1254 nucleotides. The record is from the annotation of a GenBank genome assembly. Lineage: Eukaryota; Fungi; Ascomycota; Leotiomycetes; Helotiales; Sclerotiniaceae.
AUGGAAACCAAGGUCGCCACCGAAACCCAGCCAACGAUGCUCGCACUCGCUCUCUAUAAAUUCGGAAAACCAGAUACGUACAACAUAGCAACUAUUCCAAUCCCAAAGAUCACGGAUCAAAACGAUGUAUUGAUCAAAGUGGAGGCCGCAAGUGUCAAUCCUAUUGAUGUCAAGAUGGCGAGUGGUUUUGCAAAGAUGAUGUUUGACGUUAAAUUCCCUUACUUGAUGGGCUACGACGUAUCAGGCACUGUCGUAUCCGUCGGUUCUUCCGUCACUCAUGUCAAACUCGGCGACGAAGUCUACUCCCGCGUGCCUGAACGUCACCGCGGAACCAUUGGUAAGCACGUUUCCAAUUCGUCUUCACAUUCGGUCCACGAAUUCGUCAACCCCAAAAUCCGCUGUCCCUAUCCUCCUCCCCGAACCUUAAAACUCCCUAAAGAUGCUAUGUCGAUAAUUGACUUUCUCUUUCAAGCACAAUACUGUCUCUCGACGUGCUCAGCCGUUGCCCAUAAACCAUCUUCUUUAUCGCAUUCCGAAGCUGCUGCUGUUCCUCUAGCAGCGCUCACGGCCUAUCAAUCCGCACUUCGAGCAGAUAGUCAGUUACCUGGCGGACUUAAAGGUAAAACAGUACUCAUCCCUGCCGGGAUGAGCGGAACAGGUAGUAUCGCUGUCCAGCUCGCUAAGAAUGUUUUUGGGGCUGAGAGAGUCAUUACUACUUUAAGUACUGGGAAGAUCGGUAGAGCAGAGGAACUGUUUGGUAAGGGGAUUAAAGUUGUAGAUUAUACCAAAGAGGAUGUUGUAAAGAUGAUAGGGAAUGGAUCCGUAGAUUUCCUCUUUGACACCACAUCAUGUGCACUCUCCCUUGGUCCCCUCGUCAAGAAAGGAGGAGUCAUCGUCUCAAUAUCCAUGGUACCCGGCGGUACCGCAACCAUUGAGCGUAUGAUUCGUCAUAUUGACGGCGUAUCCGACGGAGGUGCUGAAGUCACAUUGAGUUGGUGGAUUGCCAAGAUUAUGGAUUUCUUGGAUUGGAGCUUGAGGAAGUGGGCAAGUUGGAAUGGAAGAACAUAUAGUUAUUUAAUGAUGGAGCCAAGUAGGAAGGACCUAGACAAGCUAACAGGGUGGAUUAAAGAAGGGAUUUUGACGCCGAUCAUUGGGUCUGAAGUUAAACUUGAGGAUAUUGUUGGGGUGAGAAAAGGGUGCCAGGAGGUUUUUACUGGAAAGGGCGGGAUGGGGAAGUUUGUUAUUACUCCUUGA